CGCGUUCGUAUUCUAGCAAGAGAUUGCGGAGAAUCCAAGAAUUCAAAUCCCUUUAUGGAGGACGUGGUGCUAAUAUCCCACGCUAGACAUGGCUACCAGUUCGAUAUCCAAAAAAGACAUGGCUACCAGUUCGAUAUCCAAAAAAGACAUGCACCAGUGUCUAGUAUAUGCGAGUUGGGCACCAAUAGACGCACUACAUUAGACCAUAUCAAGAUUCCUGCGUAUAAAAAACAGCAUAACGUAUUCAAGGACUUCACCAUCGGCCGUUCGUCGCCCGUAUGGGUAGUAAGCAGAGGGGCUCUACAAUUCAAAGGCUCUGAUAGGCUUGCGCGCCUCUCUCAGCCCAAGCGGCUUCAUCCUCUGUACCAACCAUGUCGAAGCGUUGAGACCGUGGUGACGCCCUCCGCUAAAAAGGCAGACUGCAAUGCGCACAUCGAAGUCUUGUCGGAACCCAAGAGACGCAGCGAGAUUCGCGAGAGGGAGUGGACAAUCAAGAAGUCAUCGCUUAAAGCGCAUGCUUCUGAACGAGUACUGGAGCUGUCACACGCUAAAGGGCAGCCUCAUGGCUUUAUACCGGAUAAUUUCGAGUCGUGGAGAGUUAGCAAGGCGGCACAGAGCUCCAAGCCGUCAUCAAGAGUCGAAGAACUCGCCAAGCCUAUUGUACGCCAAGUAGCUUAUAACCUUCCGAAAGAUGACGCGUUUAGUGUGAGCAAAGCUGCUCAGAGAGCUCGCUGCACGAAUCGAAUCUCGGAUCUCUCGCAGCCGAUUUAUCGAGGACGGUAAUGCCAAAAUGAGAUGAUUAAUUGCUUGAUUAGCUUGUAGAUGAAAAAUCUUCUAAGUAUUGUUACAUUGUAUAAGAUCUACUGGAAAGUUAAAUAGAACGAUGAUAUUGUGUA
Messenger RNA from Nematostella vectensis (starlet sea anemone), 896 nucleotides. RefSeq names its product testicular haploid expressed gene protein-like. Bases 55 to 783 code for a protein of 242 amino acids. The record is from RefSeq and is a predicted model, not a curated record. Lineage: Eukaryota; Metazoa; Cnidaria; Anthozoa; Actiniaria; Edwardsiidae. The transcript has 2 exons.